AUGCUGCAAACACUGCUGUUCAUCUUGACUGUCAUUAAAAUGACAAACUGUGAGACUUUAUACCCUGAUGCACCGACUAACUUCUACAUCAAAGUAGAAGAAAGCUUCACUGGAGAGGCCGGUUUGUGCAUCAGAGUAUUCUGUUUUUUCACUAUCCCUCAAAGUGUCUCAGAUCCAAUUAGGAUAACCUGGUUCAAAGGAGAUCCUCAAAACCCAGCUGUUGAACUUCCUUAUUUUUCCACUAAUAUAUUUUAUCCCCAUGAGAAAGAGUGCAACUUUUUGCUAAACCACUUGGUUCAGGGUAAAUCUGAUGGUGAAUACAGAUUAAAACUCGAGUGGGGAGAAGGAAAAGUGUAUAUCUUUCCUCAGACAGUAAAUAUUACUGUUAAAACCAAGCUUACCCAGAAACCAACAAUAAGCGUCCCAUUGCUCACAGUGGGAGAGAAGGCCGAGAUAUCCUGCAAAGUUCCAGGGGAUUGCACAGAACCCUUAGCAGAUAUUGUGUGGACAGGGAUUGAUGGUGAAACUAGUCGUAGAAGUCAUGGAGUGCCUAACCAGGAAGAGCACUUUUCUAUAAUGACUUUUCAUCCUAAGCCUGAACAUCACAAUACUAAGCUCACCUGCACAGUGACACUUCAAGGAAGUAUCCGGUCUGAAAGUACUGUCAUCCUCAAAGUAAGACAUUCCCCUACAAUCCUGAACAGCUCCCGUUGUUUUGUGUGGGGUGAUGAACUGAGCUGCAUGUGUGUCAGCAGUGGUGUGCCGUUACCCCAGAUAUACUGGCCAAUAUUGAACGGUACCACGAAAUACUUCAGUGCUGUUUCAACAGAGAACAUCAUCUGCAUAAGCAACAUCUCUAUUUCUGGCUUCAGAAACGUCAACACUACCAUUGAAUGUGUCAGUGAGAAUCUAAUUGGUAUGACAAAAAUGGAAAUCCAAGUGCACAAUCAUGGUGAAAAACCAAAAGUAAGUUGGAGUUUUUCCACCCCGUGGAUAUUCUUUACCCUUUCAGUUGUUCUAAAUGUCAUCUUUGCUUCCUGUUUGACUGUCGUCCUAUGUUUUCACAGGAGAGAAAAACAUACGAAACCAAAAGAUGACGACCAUGUCUACAUGACUGCAAGGAAGAGACAGGAAUCAGUGUACGAGACUAUCAAAAUGUCUUGA
Molecule: messenger RNA, 1164 nt
Organism: Sinocyclocheilus anshuiensis
Lineage: Eukaryota; Metazoa; Chordata; Actinopteri; Cypriniformes; Cyprinidae
Product: sialic acid-binding Ig-like lectin 7
Exons: 6
Coding region: 1-1164 (387 amino acids)
Biological process (GO): cell adhesion
Cellular component (GO): plasma membrane
Molecular function (GO): sialic acid binding
Source: RefSeq, a predicted model, not a curated record